CAAAACCCGACCGCGAUGACGUCCCUAGAGCGCUAUCCCUUUAAAUCUCUACCGCGCCUCCAAGGCCGCCGUUUUUUCAGCCCUAAGCCCCGCCUACGGCUGCGGGCUCCGCCGUUCCGGAAGUGCCACGUGUACCGAGUGCGCCUGUGCGGCCUUCGUUUACUUUCUUCCGGUGUGAAGAGCAGGGCCUCCCCUCCUGGGCUUGGCGCCGGAGCAAGACUCAAAGACGCCCGCCAAGCGAUCCUCUUGCUUGCCGCUAUGGCCCAGCCGGGAAGGCCCGCGUUUAAUAGCCUUACUAGAGCCGGCCAGCCGCCGCCACCCCAGCAGCCGUACAGCAAUGGUCCUGUGCCAGGCUCAUUGAUGAAUUCAUCACACUUAUCAGAUGGACAGGGACAUAACUCUUUGAUCCCAAAUAUGUAUACUCCGCAAAUUGCAACAAAGAAUCCUCUGCAUGCCACCUCCGGACAAUAUAGCCAUGGUACAUCUUGGAAUACACCUUCUGGUCAGACUCUUAAUAGAACCCCAGUGGGAUCUUCUCUGACAGCAUCACAGCCAAGUCCUGUUGCCCAAAUGCCUUCUUUGUUGCAGAACUCAACUGCUAUGUCAACUUCUGAUGGUAGUUUUUAUUCUGGAACUAAUCUCUCAGCUAAUUCAAACUGGCAAUAUGUGCAGAAUCCUUUGACUCAACCUAAUCUAGUAUCUCAACCAAAUCAUUUUGCUCACACAGUAACUUCACCAUUACCGUCAGGGAAUACAAAUUUGCCCACAAACUAUCAUUAUGUUUCUUCUGCUGGAGGUCCUCCAGUUCAAAACACCUAUACAAGGCAAGUUCAACCUCCUUUAGGACCUUCUGCUGUUGGAAGUCCAGCUUAUAUACAUCCCUCUGCUCCCCCAUUAGCUCCUCCUCCAGCAAGCACUGCAUCCCAGGCUGUACAGAACUCAGCAGGUAUGCAAGAUGGUGAUAUUACAUGUCCUGCUAAUGAUGGACUAUCAGUUCCAAACAAUUAUGAUGCAAUAGAAGGAGGUGGUUUCCUGGCAACCCCACAUAAUUAUGCUCCUCAAAAUACUAAAGUGAACAAACAUGUUGGGACUGCUUAUCCCAGCUUGCCCCCAGGCUAUCAAAAUGCUUCUCCACCUGGAGGACCAAGAAUGCAGUAUCCAGGAGGACCUCAGCAAUUCUCUCAGGUGCAGCCUGGCCUGGGAGCAAAUACCUUAGCUGCAUCUAUGGGUGGACUGAGUCUUCAGCCUGAAGGUUUAAGACCUAUCAACCUUCUUCAAGAUAGAAAUAUUCUUCCUGCAACCCCCUUGCAAGCACCCACUCCUAAUUUGCAUCAAGAUAUUCAGAAGCUCAACUGCAAUCCCGAGUUGUUCCGGUGUACCUUGACUAACAUUCCUCAAACUCAGGCCUUACUGAAUAAAGCCAAACUACCCUUGGGGCUUCUACUUCAUCCUUUCAAAGAUUUAUCGCAAUUGCCUGUAGUAACCUCUAGUACAAUUGUGAGAUGUCGUAGCUGUAGAACAUAUAUUAAUCCUUUUGUCAGCUUCCUUGAUCAAAGGAGAUGGAAAUGCAACUUGUGCUACAGAGUGAAUGAUGUUCCUGAAGAAUUUAUGUAUAAUCCUGUGACAAGAGUUUAUGGAGAACCUCAUAAAAGACCUGAAGUUCAAAAUGCCACUAUUGAGUUUAUGGCUCCUUCUGAAUAUAUGCUACGUCCACCUCAGCCUCCUGUGUACCUCUUUGUAUUUGAUGUGUCACAUAAUGCAAUAGAAACAGGAUACUUAGACACUGUCUGCAAGAUUUUGUUGGACAAUUUAGAUCUACUCCCAGGGAACACUAGAACAAAAAUAGGCUUCAUAACAUUUGACAGCACAAUCCAUUUCUAUAGCCUCCAGGAAGGUCUCUCACAGCCCCAAAUGUUAAUCAUUUCAGAUAUUGAAGAUGUGUUUAUACCUAUGCCGGAAAACUUAUUAGUAAAUUUAAACGAAAGCAAAGAGCUGAUUCAAGAUUUAUUGAGAACUUUGCCUCAGAUGUUUAUUAAAUCUUUGGAAACCCAAAGUGCUUUGGGACCUGCACUACAGGCUGCCUUUAAACUUAUGUCACCUACUGGGGGUCGGAUUACUGUCUUCCAAACUCAGCUUCCAUCUUUAGGAGCAGGUGCACUCAAACCACGAGAAGAGCCUAACCAAAAAGCAUCCACAAAGGAUGUUCCUCUGACACCAUCGACUGACUUCUAUAAAAAAUUGGCCUUGGAUUGCUCAGGACAGCAGGUUGCAGUUGACUUGUUUCUUCUUAGUGGGCAGUACUCUGACUUGGCUUCAUUAGGAUGUAUAUCAAGGUAUUCUGCUGGUAGUGUCUAUUACUAUCAAGCUUACCAUCAUCAACACAAUCCUUUUCUGGUGGAGAAAUUACAAAAAGAACUAAAGCGAUAUUUAACUAGGAAGAUUGGCUUUGAAGCUGUCAUGAGGAUAAGAUGUACCAAAGGCCUUUCAAUUCACACCUUCCAUGGCAACUUCUUUGUACGGUCAACUGAUCUAUUGUCUCUGCCAAACGUGAAUCCUGAUGCAGGAUAUGCUGUCCAAAUGUCAGUAGAGGAGAGCUUGACAGAUAUGCAGGUGGUCUGUUUUCAAUCAGCCCUCUUGUAUACAUCUAGUAAAGGUGAAAGAAGAAUACGUGUCCACACAUUGUGUUUACCGGUUGUAAGCCAACUGAGUGAUGUUUAUUUAGGAGCUGAUGUACAAGCUAUUACAGGCCUUUUAGCCAAUAUGGCUGUUGAUCGGUCAAUUUCUGCUAGUUUGAGUGAUGCUCGAGAUGCAUUGGUGAAUGCUGUAAUAGAUUCUCUUUCUGCAUACCGCUCAUCUGUCCUAACCAUUCAGCAACCAGGUCUUAUGGCUCCUGCAUCAUUACGUCUGUUUCCAUUGUUUAUCCUGGCUCUCUUAAAACAGAAAGCAUUCCAAAGUAAAACAAAUACCCGUUUAGAUGAACGCAUCUUUACAAUGUGUCAAGUGAAAAGCCAACCAUUAGUGUACCUCAUGCUUAUAAUGCAUCCCAAUCUAUAUAGAAUUGAUAAUCUCACAGAUGAGGGAGCCCUCAAUAUUGGUGACAGAACAGUACCUCAGCCACCCAUUCUUCAGCUCUCUGUAGAAAAGCUAAACCGGGAUGGUGCUUUUCUUAUGGAUGCUGGCUCUGUCAUGUUUUUAUGGGUUGGGAAGAAUUGUGGACAGAACUUUAUAAGCCAAGUACUUGGAGCCCCAAACUAUGCAUCAAUACCACACAAUAUGACACAACUUCCAGAAUUGAACACAGCUGAAUCGUCUAGAGUGCUUGCUUUUAUUUUCUGGCUAAGGGAGCAAAGGCCUUUCUUUCCUAUAUUAUAUAUUCUAAGGGAUGAGAGUCCGUGGAAACCAAGUUUCUUACAAAAUAUGAUAGAAGACAGAACAGAAUCUGCAUUAUCUUAUUAUGAAUUUCUUUUGCAUAUUCAGCAAAAAAUGAAUAAAUGAGCUCUUUUCUUAAAUGGUUCAUCUGCUCAAAGGAAUGUACCCUCCAUGCAGAACUCUUAUUCCUGUAAUGCUCCUAUAAGUUGUUGGCCUGGUGCAGUUGAUGAAAAUCUCACUGUGAUUCCCCCUCUUCUUCCCCCCCCCCCAAAAAAAAGGAAAAAGAAAAGCAAAUAAAGGACUGUGGAAUCUUUAAGUACACUAUUGUGUAGUUGUACGUUAAAACUUUAAAAUAAAUUUGAAUAUGUUGGACGCCUUUAAUUUACUGCAAAAAAUGUUUCACAGUAAGUAAUUGUGGCAUAAGUUAAAAGGCAAUAUUAGAGAAAUGUUUAUAAACUAACUUUUUUACCUUUCAUUUUUAUUUUUCUGCUUUGUGUUUUGCUGCUAGAAUUAAAAACGCCAAGACUUGAGUUUCCAGGAAACUAUAUUGUCUUGAUUAUACAAUUCAUUAUUUGUUAAAAGUUGCCUUUUUAAAGGAACAAUGAAAAGUACAUUAUGAACAAAAUACUUGCAGUUUUAAUGAGCUUAGUUUCCAUUUCUUUUAAACAUUGAUUAUGAUAAGAACAAAAGUAAACUUGAAGUAGUCUAUUUGGUUUAAAAUGAAUAUCAAAUAAUUCAUUUGAAUACCUUUAGGAUGUGUCAGUAUUCUAGGUCUUGAAAGAUUAAUGAGAUUACAUUAUAUUCAGUAAGAAUUAAAAUUUUAAAAGAUCUGAUGCAGCUGAAAAAAAUAGUGAACAAUAAUUGAUCCUAGUCUUGGCUGUUAGCAUGAUGUGUUUGGUCUUAAUUCAUUGAAAGUAAAUAGGGGAACAGACAGUAAACCAAAAACCAUUAUUUUUGUAUUGUUUUAUUAAUUUUUCAGUCACCUUUUUGUAAUGGGCUGAAGUUUUGAUAAAAUGCUUACUGGUUAAAUAAUACAUUGGAGGUGUAUUUAAUAGCUUAUGGAGAUCCAGAGGAGCAUCCAAUUUAGUAAUAAUAAUUUUGCUAUUCAAACAUUUUGAGGCGUUAAUGGAAAAACUAUAGACAGGAACCCUGCUCAAUUGAGAAUGUUCAAAUACUGAAUAGUUAUAAAAGAGAAAUCUUAGUUUUAUGGUUCCUUGGAAAUUGCUAUAAUUUAAGUAAUAAUAUAAGUGUACUGACAUUUGUAAAACAGAAGGAACUGUGAUGGUAUAUUAUGGCAAUCAUUGGUUUCUACAUACAAUAUUUUUCUGCUGCAAAUCCUUCUUGGUAGUCUUGAUAGAAUCAUUUGCAUUGAUUUGUUGCUCAUUGCUUUAAUUUAUACAAUUUCACCCAUCUGAGGAAUGGGUAAGAGAUCAUAUGUGCAAAAAAACAGUGAAGUUUUUUCAUGAACUAUGGUAUUUAUCAACUGCCAACUGGAAGAGCAAUUGUAACAAAUGUUAUAGCAAUACUGUCUGCAUCAUGAUCUAUUUAGUUUGAGUGAUUUAUGAAGAUCUUUAGAAAAUGGUUGCUCAACAUCUGAAAGAAAGGGGGACAUUUCUUUAAAAUGAUUCAGAUAUCUAAAAAAACUAUCUGCUGACUUCAGGAACGUUAUAACUGAUUUCACAGUUUUAAUUAUUUUUCAUUGUUAUUUUGAAAUAUUUUUUAAAAUAUUGGUAAUCUAAUUCAGAACCAUAUAAUCAUGAUGAGAUAUGCACUUGUAAGUAUGGAAAUCAGUGAGAUACUUUAAAAUUCAAUAUAUAGCGGAGGAUUAAUUAGCUCUUCUCCAAAAAAUAUACACAAAUCUUUGUGUAUAAGCCAGCUUUCUGAAAAGAAGGUAUAGGCAAAGAUUAGAUAUAGGGAAGUAUGAAUCUAGCAUCUCAUGCUGGCUGUGGGUUCCUCCUUGCUUCAUUCAAGUUGGAGCAGAGAAUUGGUGUGAUCAGAUUCUGUAGAACCUGAAUGGUAAAAUCCUGACAAGCAGCACCAUGCCUAACUUUUCUGUAUGUAAAAAUAUUCUGCAUGGAGAAGAGGGAAAGGCAUAAUGUAGACAUAGCUCUACUUCAUGUAAGAUAAAAAUAAUGGGCUUUGAACAAAUUAUGGAACCUGAUAAACAUAUUUCAAGAAUGCAUCCCUGACUAACUCUUAAAAUUUUUUAACUGUGAGCAUAUUAUGCUCUUUGGAUAGAAUAUUGUUUAGAAAGUUCAUGCACUGUGAAAUAGAAGUGAAUUUUCUAAUUUUUUCUGAGGAGUAAAUUGAUACUCUCCUCAACUUCUUAAGAAAUCCAGGGCAAAUCCAUGUAUAAAUGUUAAAUCACAAUUUAUAUAUGUUUUAGGUUCUUUAAUAACAUAAGUAAUCAAGAGUAGCCUUGAUGCUCCCAUCUCAGCAUGGCAGUCACCAGCAAAUGUUCUCUAUUUUUCUAGUUCAAGAUUUUAAAGAAUAAUUAAUAUGAUUUACCAAUAUUCUAGAUUUGAUCAUGCAACAACAUAUUAGCAUUUACUUUUCUGUAACUUAAUUUGCGUUUGAAUAAAUUAUGAUUGUUUUGCAAUAAUGCAGAAAAACUUGUUUAUUCAAGGUUAAUUUAACAGAAUAUAUAUACAUAUAUAUGUAUGUAUGUAUGUAUGUAUGUAUAUAUAUAUAAUUCAGAAUAUUAAGGGACCAUCAAAUGUGACAAGCCUUCUCUUCACUAACUACAUAUUAAAUUCUUACAGUCAAUUUGAUUUUGUAAAGUAGUGUAAAAUAUUGUAAUAUUAAUCCUUGUUUUCUGAACUCAGACAUUGAUCUUUAGUGUGCAAUUGUAAACCUUGCUCUUCUGACUUGAAGGCAAGGUUUUACUUGUUCCCCUUUUUACAGUUUGUAAUUUUCACUGUUUUAUUCCUGUAAAAAGUCAUUUGUAACACAUGCAAAUGCUUAUUUUAGCUGUGCUAAUUUAUCAAAUUUGGCUACUCAAUAAAAUUAAUUGAAAGAG
Molecule: messenger RNA, 6388 nt
Organism: Ahaetulla prasina
Lineage: Eukaryota; Metazoa; Chordata; Lepidosauria; Squamata; Colubridae
Gene: SEC24A
Product: SEC24 homolog A, COPII coat complex component
Exons: 23
Coding region: 16-3495 (1159 amino acids)
Biological process (GO): endoplasmic reticulum to Golgi vesicle-mediated transport; intracellular protein transport; COPII-coated vesicle cargo loading
Cellular component (GO): endoplasmic reticulum exit site; COPII vesicle coat
Molecular function (GO): SNARE binding; zinc ion binding
Source: RefSeq, a predicted model, not a curated record